AUGCUGAGGUCCUGCUCCUGCUUGGUCCUGUGUGUGACCCUGUCAGCUUGUCCAUUUUAUUGUCCAAAGAUUGCAUGUUUGCGAGCAGAAUUGAGAGGAGUGGGAGUUUAUUCGAUCGCCUCCUACUACUCAGAAGGCAGUCCGCCCUCUGCCCUCUCAUCCUCCGUCUCCUCUUCAUGCAGAUCACUGGGGUCGGGGCCUGUUCCCGAGGGAGCCGCAUAUCAUCCACCUCGGGCUCGUGAGAGUCGUGAAAGAAGAACAAGGAUUCUGCUAGUCCGUACAGUUACAGUAUUUUUGAACCUACUGGUGAUCAUCUCCAUCUCUCACUUCAAGCAGCUCCAGACUCCAACCAACCUGCUCAUCCUCUCUCUGGCUGUGUCAGAUCUCCUGGUGGGACUGAUUGUGAUACCAGUAACGACUGUAGCAAUAAUGGAAUCAUGCUGGGGUUUUGGGGAAUAUUUCUGUGUGUUUCAUUUAUAUAUGGCUUUUUUAUGUACUUCUUUAUCUCUGGGCAAUUUGGUCUUGAUAUCUAUUGACCGCUAUGUUGCUGUGUGUGAUCCCUUAUUGUACCACUCUAAAACAACAAUAACAAGAAUGACGUGUUGUAUAUCCAUUACCUGGUGUAGUUGUAUCAUAUACCGUGCUGCUAUUGUAAAAAGCUUUGUAAAUGUACAGGUACCCAGUAGGUGUUUGAAUGAAUGUUUUACUGUUGAAGGGAUAACCUGGGCUAAUAUCGUUGAAAUUGUAAUUACAAUGGUUGUCCCGUGCUCUAUUAUUAUAACACUUUAUAUGAAAAUCUUUGUGGUGGCCAGAUCACAGGCCAGAAAGGUAUUUUCAAAAGAGACCGCCAGAGUGUCUGGUGUUAAAACUGUACAGGCAAAUAAGUCUGAGAGAAAAGCAGCAAAAACUCUGUCUAUUGUUGUUGUCAACUAUUUCAUUUGUUGGAUUCCAUCUCUAUUUGUUUUCUUUUUUUUGUCAUUUUUAAGUGACAAUUUAUCACUUUUCAUCCGUUUUCUGCCACUUGUUAAUUCCUUAAUUAAUCCAAUAAUUUAUGCUUUGUUUUAUCCAUGGUUUAAAGUGACAGCUAAACAUAUUAUAACUCUGAAGGUAAGGCGUUCAUAGUACUAUGUUUUUAUUCCUAAAUUUGACGAAAGUAGGUUUGAUAUAGUUAUGUUAUAGAAUUGUUGUAAUUUCGUCUUUCAUGUAACAAUACACUGACACUACUUAUCUCAGUGUUCUCAUCAUAAAUACAUGUGGUACUGAUACAGAAUGUUUUGUCUGGAUUGGAUUGGAAUGACUUGGAGAAGGUAUAAGCUUGUUUUAUGAAAUACAUUGUAGUAAUUUUUGGGUUGUAUUUUCCAAAUAUCAAAGCCUGUUGAUGUCGCAUGGUAUUUAAUGUGGACCACAGGAAGAUUAGCUGAUGCUUUUGCAGUGGAUAAUGGGGAUCCUAAUAAAUACCAAAAUUAUAAAUAGUAUGUAAGUAUUCUAAAAGUUAAUUUCAAGAAUGUCAUGAGUCAUUCUAUGUGUUGUCUAACAUCUCCCUCUAGUGGUGUAAUUUGGACACAACGCCUGCAACAAGCGCUGUAAAGUUGAAAUGUACAAUACUGCAAGAUAUCAGAUAACGUCCAGGUCUAACUAAAUUGUGUAAGUAGUUGAUGGUAAAAUGUAAGAAUAUGCAAUUAUUGGUAACACUUUAUAAUGUUCAGUUAUAAACCAUUUGUAAGGCAUUUAUAGUGUUAACCAUUUAUUAUUAAUUACACAUUUGGCGGAAUUUUACUCAGAUAUUCUCACAUUUAUAAAUAACUACUACAUUAUAUGCGUUAAUUAUUUAAAACUACAGUGCAAGACACUUCAACACUACAUCACUGCUAACAGGUCAGGGAUCACUUAAGAGCAGCUCUCUCAGAUGCUGUGAAUAUAGAGAGUGGAUAUCACACUAAAGAAUUUGUAAUGGAUUAGUAAAUAGUUUAUUUAUAAUUAGGGAUACAGCGACCAGUGAAGCUCUUCCAUUUUGCCAACUGCUCCCUCAUGAUUACCAGCAGCUGAGCUGAACAGGUUUGCUGGAUAAUUAUAUACAAUAAUGACAGUGGGCAGGUAACCAUCAACUGGAACGGGACAGCCUUCCCCCGGGUGGUGGGAUAUGAAGGUGUCCGUGGUCAGUGCGUGGCCUGGAUGUGGCUGCAGUUCCAGCACCAGUCCAUAGUUAUGACCCGGUUUAAGUCAGUUCUCUGCCAGCACUGUGAGGUGUCUGGGCUCUGGUUCUCGCUUAACCAACUGGGACAGCACUAGCCUGCAUUUGGCCUCGUAGCUUGAUCCUCUCCCUUGUACAGUGACACGCUGAGGGCCUGUGGCACCAGGAGGAAUCUUGGUGUGCGGAAGACAGACAUGUUGAGGAACAGAUGUUUCUCCACGCAUCCGUGGCAGCUGCCGCUAUAGCCUGAUACCAGUCUACCUGCAGGGGACAGACAAAACAAGACAUAUUAGGUUCACACUCCAGAAGUAGGACCUAGACUUCAAUUGACAGUACUUGAAAUGUCAGAGUCAAUAUAGGCCUUUAGCUGCAAUAAACAAACCAAAUGCU
Messenger RNA from Oncorhynchus kisutch (coho salmon), 2581 nucleotides. Its product is annotated as trace amine-associated receptor 13c. Bases 1 to 1122 code for a protein of 373 amino acids. Gene Ontology annotation, molecular function: trace-amine receptor activity. The record is from RefSeq and is a predicted model, not a curated record. Gene Ontology annotation, cellular component: membrane. Lineage: Eukaryota; Metazoa; Chordata; Actinopteri; Salmoniformes; Salmonidae. Gene Ontology annotation, biological process: G protein-coupled receptor signaling pathway. The transcript has 3 exons.